Molecule: messenger RNA, 1514 nt
Organism: Spirodela intermedia
Lineage: Eukaryota; Viridiplantae; Streptophyta; Magnoliopsida; Alismatales; Araceae
Source: the annotation of a GenBank genome assembly
AUGAGUUUCUCAUUUCAGAAUAAAUUCAUAUUUAUUGGCUUUAUCUGGGUUUUCGAAUUCUGUCAUAUCUCAACAGAUGAAGGGUUGACCUAAUUACCCACUUCAAUCAAAGCUCAUUGCCUUCAUCUGAGUUUUUGAUUUAUGUCGUCACAUCUCAUUAAAUGAUGGACCUGAUAACCCCGUUUCCUUAUUUUCUUCAAAGAAACUCCCUCAUCAUCAUAAUUUUCACCCUCAGUUUAUUACCCUCCGAUAUUGAUCUACUACAGGUGCCAAAGUUGGUGGAGUAUACUUUCAAGAAGGGAACCUUCACAGGGCCUACGUACGUGCUAAGCAGAGAGAGGAUUCCCCCCCUUCCAUUCCCCCUCCUCGCAACCCAACCUACUUACGAUAGAUAGACCUGCAAGAGCAAUUUGAUGCUUAAUGUGCUCCUUCAUUGGUGCAGUAAAUGGAAGGCGAAAUGCUAAUGAGCGUUGACAUGAUUAGUGAGGGGGUAUCACCGUCCGAUCAAUGAGGGGCGUCCCCUGCUCCCACAUUAAGAAAAUAAUAAUAAUAAUAAUUAUUAUUAUUAAAUAUAUAUUAUGUGGUUUUUUUAUCUAGUUUUUGUCGUCUUACCACAGUUGCGGAGGCUGUACUUGAAAGCGACCACGGCCCAGCUAAUGGACCGAGACUUUUUCAAGGGCAUUUGACUUUGUCCAUGAUUGAUUCGCUGUGUGCUGGACGUCACGUGCCGUGACGUGGCAGAUUUCUUGCCGUCAAAUACCUGGACAGCAACUCCAGUCAGCUGCAUCCGACGGACCCAAGCCGUCUGGAGGUUUCCGAUAUCCGCCUGGGUCCACCAUCGUUCUCACUUGCAGAUGCGAAAGAAGCGAUCGGGGGUUGGAAUAGCAGUAUCCGACUGAUUCUCCUCCUCGUGGGGAGCUUCUCCAAGCGAGACCUGUGAGGUUUGGUGCUAUUCUCAUCCUCUUCAGGCUUCCUUGGCCCCAGCCAAUCAUCUAUAUGAGAGGCAAGCGAGAAAGCGGGAGAAAAGAGGAGAGGGAGAGGGAGAGUGUGAGAGAGAGAAGUCGGGAAUCAUCCACAAGAUCUAGGAGGCGCUCCACGUCAGCGGCGAGCACAAGGAGGGAGGAGGGCUGAUGGAUAAGAUCAAGGAUAUGAUCAAGGAGAAGCUCCACUACGAGGAGGAGGGAGGGGGCCUUGUGGAGAAGAUCAAGGAGAAGAUCUACCAGUUGGGGAACGGCGAGGAGGAAAAGGAGGAAGGAGGGGGCCUAAAGGAGAGGAUCAAGGAGAUGAUCAAGGAGACCUUCCACGAACUGGUCUACGGGGAGGAGGAGAAGAAGAAGAAGAAGAAGAAGAAGGGGAAGGAGGGCGAGGAGGAGGAAGAGGAGGAAGAGGAGGAAGAGGAGGAAGAGGAGGAGGAGGAAGAGGAGGAGGAGGAAGAGGAGGAGGAGGAAGAGGAGGAGGAGGAGGAGGAGGAGGAGGAGGAGGAGGAGGAGGAGGACGAAGGAGGGGAUGAGUAG